GAAUAGCAUAUCAGGUGUUGAGCAAAGUCCUGUUGAGGCAACACGACACUGAAGAAGAGAUCUCAUAGUUUCAACAUUGAGCGAAUAUGAGUUUUCUGUUCGGCAGUAGAAAGACUCCCGCAGAGCUUCUGAGGGAAAAUAAAAGGAUGCUAGACAAGUCCAUUAGAGAAAUAGAAAGGGAAAGACAAGGCUUGCAGACUCAAGAGAAGAAGUUGAUUCUUGAGAUUAAGAAGAACGCCAAACAAGGACAGAUGGGGGCAGUGAGAGUGAUGGCCAAGGAUCUUAUCAGAACUCGCCAUCAGAUUGAGAAGUUUUACAAGCUUAAAUCGCAACUUCAGGGUGUUUCUUUGAGAAUUCAGACACUAAAAUCCACUCAAGCAAUGGGGGAGGCUAUGAAAGGAGUUACGAAAGCCAUGGGUCAAAUGAAUAGGCAGAUGAAUUUGCCUUCCUUACAGAGGAUAAUGCAAGAGUUUGAAAGGCAGAAUGAGAAGAUGGAACUGGUGUCUGAAGUGAUGGGAGAUGCAAUUGAUGAUGCCUUGGAAGGUGAUGAAGAGGAGGAAGAGACAGAAGAGCUUGUGAAUCAGGUUCUUGAUGAGAUCGGAAUCGAUAUAAACUCGGAGCUUUUAAAUGCACCUGCAUCAGCCUCAGUUGCUGCACCAGCGGCAAAAAACAGGGUUGCUCAAGCUGAAUCAACAAACAAUGAAGACGGUGGAAUUGAUGAUGAUCUACAGGCUAGGUUAGAUAACCUAAGAAAAAUGUAAUGUGUAUGAGGGUUUAGGGAAGGUAUUUCAAAGAAGCGUGAAAAUAAUGAUUGUAUAUAAAAUUAGUCUGUGAUUUAGUCUCAUUUUUAUUAUCAGGAUGGAAGCUAUCUUAUAUAUUUGAAGAGUAAUGUUAAUAGAACUAUUCAUAUGUAUACACAAGAUACUGAAUACUUCGGGGUUUAAUUUUGGAUAAAUAUUU
Molecule: messenger RNA, 960 nt
Organism: Gastrolobium bilobum
Lineage: Eukaryota; Viridiplantae; Streptophyta; Magnoliopsida; Fabales; Fabaceae
Product: vacuolar protein sorting-associated protein 2 homolog 1-like
Exons: 5
Coding region: 87-761 (224 amino acids)
Biological process (GO): late endosome to vacuole transport; protein transport; endosome transport via multivesicular body sorting pathway
Cellular component (GO): multivesicular body; ESCRT III complex
Source: RefSeq, a predicted model, not a curated record